AUGAAGACCACGUCCGUAAUCCGGUUUGCCGCUUUGGCAGCGGUACUGCUCGCCUCGGCAAAUGUUGACGCCUGGAAAAUCGACGACUUUGACCUCAAGGAGCGUCCGUCGCCAAAAAAUGCCCUCAACAUAGUAAUGUGCCUUGUUAAUUUAGUUUUGACGGGUAACAUUUCUAUGACAUCAAUAUUAUCUUGCAUUACAAGUAGGUCACGGGCAAUAACUUACGCAAAGGGUGAUUGGAAUUAUUAUGUUGACCUCGUCGUCCAGAACGGUGAAUUUCUCAGCGAAAAGGGUACGAUCGCGGGCUCUCAUAUGAAAUAUGGCAAAUGGCAAAAGGAUGGCGCUGAUGUGCCGAAUGUUGACAAUAUUGAAUUCAACAAACAGCCGGCAAAGUUUAGAGCAGUUGGACAGGAAGGCAAUAUCAAUGGUGUCGCGGGAUAUUUCGAGAUCCACGAGGAAGGCGCACCGAUCGCGAAGGUGCUAUUCGAGUCACCGCUGGAUGGAGACGCAAGAGUUAUUAUCAGACAACUUAACACAGAUUAUUUGUGUACCGAUAGCUGGUAUUACAAUCCGUAUUUCACUAUUGAUGUCAGUUGCUACUCUUUAAAAGUACCUCAGUAA
Molecule: messenger RNA, 621 nt
Organism: Trichoplusia ni (cabbage looper)
Lineage: Eukaryota; Metazoa; Arthropoda; Insecta; Lepidoptera; Noctuidae
Exons: 1
Coding region: 1-621 (206 amino acids)
Source: RefSeq, a predicted model, not a curated record